Patiria miniata (bat star) is the source of this 1291-nucleotide messenger RNA. Its product is annotated as 15-hydroxyprostaglandin dehydrogenase [NAD(+)]-like. The transcript is spliced from 8 exons. Lineage: Eukaryota; Metazoa; Echinodermata; Asteroidea; Valvatida; Asterinidae. Gene Ontology annotation, cellular component: cytoplasm. Gene Ontology annotation, molecular function: oxidoreductase activity, acting on the CH-OH group of donors, NAD or NADP as acceptor. The coding region runs from base 304 to 1119 and encodes 271 amino acids. The record is from RefSeq and is a predicted model, not a curated record.
GUGGUUAAUCGUCUCUAGUAUUAACGGACAACAUUUGUUUAUCAAAUUAGAAAAUCUAUUUAUACCCUCGAAACAAACAAUAGUGCUGACCGCUUGGUGUGGCCGCACUGUUUACCGACAAGUCCAAACUCCAAACCAAGGUGGCAUAUUUCGCGUACCUGCGGCUUUCACUGUACUUGUAGUGUACCUUACGCACCAGGCCCCGCACUGGUCAUAAAGUUAAUUUGGAAACGCUUGAGGAGUUUUUAGAAUAUGACUAGUCAAGUUAACCAUCAGCACUGCAGCACCAACGGGAAAUAAAAUAUGGCGAACACAGAGACUACGCAGACGGAGGCUUUCGACCUGGCCACGGCUCACUUCAACCCGGACACCGUGGCCAUCGUGACGGGCUCUGCCGAGGGGCUCGGGAAGGCAUUCGCUGAGGUCAUGCUGCAGAGAGGCGUCAAGGGUGUUUGCAUAGCCGACAUCAACGAAACGAAGGGGAAGGAAACGGCAAAGGAGUUUCAGAAAUACGGAGAAGAGAAGGUGGUCUUUGUCAAAUGUGACAUCACGUUAGAGGCCGACCUAGAAGCCGUAUUUGCCAAAACUAAGGAAGUCUUUGGCACAGUCAACCUAGUGGUGAAUAACGCUGGGGUGCAGGACGAGAAGAACUGGCGGAUGUGCGUCAAUGUCAACGUGACGGGAACGUUAUCGGCUACCUACACUGCGCUGAAACACAUGAGCCUGGACGAAGGCGGUCAAGGGGGCACCAUCAUCAACAUGGCGUCUAUUGCGGGUCUUGCGCCUAUUCCAUACAUGCCAACGUAUGCCGCCUCCAAACACGCAGUCAUCGGCUUGACAAAAUCUAUCAUGGCGCAUCCUUUCACCAAGGCGAAGGGCAUCACCAUUGGGGCUCUGUGUCCAGCCUUUGUAGAUACCAACAUGAUCCAGGAAGAGCGUGUCAUUCUACGCUGCGAGGCAGACCGACCGAUCGCACUUGGCACCGUAAACAAGGUCGGCGUGCUCAAGGUGUCAGAGGUCACGGACGCUUUCCUGACCCUUGUCCUGGACAAAGCCUGGGCGGGGAAAAUCAUGAAGAUCAGCAAAGCGACUGGAAUCAGCGAAUCACCAAUGAUGUGAUUUUUUUGUAGGACUCUCCUGAAAUUAAAUCAAAUCUAAAAACUAUAUCCAUACAUUAAAACAGUUUGGAGGUUUCCAUCCCUAACGGUAGACCUUCAGUACAGGGCGAGUAAAAUAAAAAACUCAAAUGGCAGGACCAAUUUUGUAAUGAAGUUCUGCAUGUAGCACUAUC